Messenger RNA from Pedinophyceae sp. YPF-701, 1032 nucleotides. NCBI's taxonomy places the organism in Eukaryota, Viridiplantae, Chlorophyta, Pedinophyceae. The record is from the annotation of a GenBank genome assembly.
AUGGGGCUCACAUAUAGCCACCUGGACUCGGGGGGGAGCGCGGUGCCCAUGGGUGGGCCUCCGCUCUCGCCGGGGGUGCAGGCGGCCUUCGCGAGCAUCCAGGACAAGAACAAGGAGCAGGAGGAUGCGCCGCCGGCGCAGGAGGCGAACCAAGGCGGCCCGCCGCCGUUUGAGCAGCUCAGCCGGGAAAUCCAGACCGUGCUGCGGCCCGAGAUCUUCGACGGCCUAUCAUUCAGCCUCAGCAAGCAGCUCAACCCCAUGUUCGUCGUAUCGCACCAGGUCGCACUAGGCUCCGAGAAGCCGCCCCCCCAAGCGCUCCAGGGCCUGCCCGCCGCCGCGCAGAACAUGCGCGUCCCCACCUCCGGCUACUCCCUCGGCACCAUCCUCUGCUCCAAUGACGCGUUCAUCCGCGCCGACGUCGGUCACGACGGCCGCCUGCAGGCCCGCGCCAGUGCGAACUACGUGCCGUGGCUGAACCCGCUGGUCCAGAUGUCGAUCACGCCCGACGGCGACACGACGGUGUACGGCGACCUGCACGUGCUGGGCCCGUGGUGGAACCUGACGGGCAAGUUUGGCGCGUCGGACGGGCACCUCGCGUCCUUCCUGUCGGGGCAGACAGCGGUCAAGGUGUCCGGCAAGUGGGUGCUCGGCGCGGAGGUCUUCACGCUGCCGUACCGCGGCAUCCAGGGCGCGAGCUUCGCCGCGCAGUACGCGGACGCCAAGAACACUGCGUGCCUCCAGGUGGGAUCGACGGGCGUGAUGCAGGCGUCGUACCUGCGCAAGGUCAGCGAGAAGGCGCACUUGGGCACCGAGAUGCUCGCCAUCGCUGGGCGCGAGUUCACAACGACUGUCGGGUACGACUACCGCUUCCGACAGGCGCGGCUGCGGGGCGGGCUGGAUAGCACGGGCAAGAUCUACCAGCUCGUGGAGGAGCGCAUGGUGCCGGGCGUGACGUUCCUGCUCAGCGCGGAGAUCGACCACAGCUCCAUGGACCACCGAUUCGGGUUUGGCCUCAAUUUGGGGGAGUCGUAG